Uloborus diversus is the source of this 1030-nucleotide messenger RNA. Its product is annotated as somatomedin-B and thrombospondin type-1 domain-containing protein-like. The transcript is spliced from 4 exons. The record is from RefSeq and is a predicted model, not a curated record. The coding region runs from base 110 to 967 and encodes 285 amino acids. Lineage: Eukaryota; Metazoa; Arthropoda; Arachnida; Araneae; Uloboridae.
UGAAGAAGAUAGUGGGGGGUGGGGGGUCUUCGGAGAAAGUUUGGAGAGCAAAAAAAGAAUCUCAGACACACACUCGAACUCGACAGUCGUGGAUCAGGAUCGUGAGGAAAUGGAGGUGCGGCUUUUAAUAACGGUUCUCUUGGUAGCGUGCUUUCGUAGUUCCGUGGCGGUCACGGGGUCUUGCAGGGCGGCCAAUUUGUGCUGUGUCGGAAGAGACCCUAGCUGUGCUGUGCACAGUCACCUCAUAUCCAGCAACAGUCUCCAUUCCGAUAUCCAGGCCAACGAUCAGGACAGACCAUGCUAUUGCGAUCAUGCCUGUGUCAAAGUGGGGGACUGUUGUCCCGACUAUCAACGAGCAUGUGGAGUGUCGAACUGCGAAGUGUCCGGCUGGGGUCCGUGGUCUGCGUGCAGUGUGGACUGUGGAACCGGGGUCAUGAGCAGGGAACGCCACGUGAUCAGGGAAGCUACAAAUGGUGGCGAAGGAUGUCCGGAGCUCCAUCAGAAGAGAACCUGCCUAGGUAGCCGGUGUGACGGAGCAAAGCAGACGCAUGUCAAGGCCAAUAGAGAAACAGCCAUGAUUCUACCGGCAAGUUACUCAAGCAUACGACACAUAAGUGCGGAACAGGACAUUCGUUCGAAUCUUCGAUUGAAGUACAGGAAAGAUCCAGCAGAAGUGAAUAGCAAACCGUACUGUGUUACGUUUGAGGUAACUAAAGUGAAAAAAAGCUGUGAAGGGAAUGAACUCUACCCAAAAUUCACAAAAGGAGCAAGAGUUUGCGUCGUUUGUGAAACUGCUGCAAUGAGAAAGCAUCUUGGUUACCGUUGUCAAGGACAUGGAGUGGAACACAAGUCAACAAGGUUCACGUAUUUGCCAUUUUCUCAGUGUCACGGACGGUGGAAGAAGUUGGAAACAUCUGAAAAAUGCAACUGCAAUCAAAAUGGGGAUGCAGAUUUUAUAUUUGUAUGAAACUAGCUUUGAUGAAAGUGAUUUUAUUGUGUACUUACUUCUUUGAAUAAUAGUUUUAUAUAC